This is a messenger RNA of Rhagoletis pomonella (apple maggot), 1875 nucleotides long. Its product is annotated as mitochondrial pyruvate carrier 2-like. The transcript has 3 exons. Gene Ontology annotation, cellular component: mitochondrial inner membrane. NCBI's taxonomy places the organism in Eukaryota, Metazoa, Arthropoda, Insecta, Diptera, Tephritidae. Gene Ontology annotation, biological process: pyruvate import into mitochondria. Gene Ontology annotation, molecular function: pyruvate transmembrane transporter activity. The coding region runs from base 1419 to 1799 and encodes 126 amino acids. The record is from RefSeq and is a predicted model, not a curated record.
UGCAUCAUGCCAAAGCAUCAGUAUCUUUUACUUCUAAAUUGUAAUUGAUUAAAAUGUUUUAUUUACGCAACUAAGUUCCAAUUAGGCAUUUAGGGCCUGUUCGAGGAACGUAAUAAAAACGGAAAUACUGCAGCACUGAUCAAAAUUUGCAAUACUGUUGCAACUUAACUUCCCAACUGAUAAAACGUAGCUAGAAAUUCACACCGAACGUGAUACUUUAAUAAUAAUUCGUGCAACACUGCGGUUGUGAUUGCAUCUCGAUUGCAAGCUCUUAACCGUGUUUGCGCCUAUUGUGGCUCGGAAGUCUUAAGGAGUUUUUGUAUGUCGUUUUUGAUGAGAUAAUACGAUUCUUCAGCUGCACAGUCAUGGUACAGACAAAUAUUCUUCUGGCAAAAAAGCGUUUGCAUGCGGGCGGUAUCUGGUCGCAGGAUUUUUCAUUCAAGCUUUGGAAGUGUGAAAUUCCCUUACGGGAAAUUUAGAAAAAUUCGCAGCAGCCGUGCCAUUCGCACGGGUCUAACACGGAUCUUGUCAUAACAAGCGAGUGGGAAGGAUUAGAUUCAUUUGAAUGGGAUCCCUCGGGAACACACCUAUUCCGGUCCGACUGAUAAGCCAAAAGCCCUUCUGAGAGGACAUCUUACAAAAGCCCUUCUGGAAACUCUUCUAUGGGCAACAAAAUCCGAAACCCUUCAGUACAGGAAUGCAGAGUGGAAGGCUUCUUGACUCUCAAGAAGGCCUUUUGGCGGGGAUUUUAGCUGCUGCAUUUAUCUACUGGGAGUGGUUCUAGCGAGAUCGUUCAACGUGCCACACAGCGCACGCCACAACGGCCAUUCUACGUAAACGAUUUAACGGUUGGGUUAACUUCCACGCCAUCAUUAUCCGAUAGAGUGGUUGAAAAUUGACGCACUGGGAUCCGUGACACCAUGCGAAGCCGCGAGGGACGUUUCAACCACGCUGCAUAACACAUAGAAUAAGAUAAAAGAGACAGGCAUACGCGGUUUUGUACUUUAGAUGACGUCUUGCUCCACUCGUUGACAAGAGCUCUUUUAUUUUAGUUGAGAUCAAGGGUAAGUAAGCCUCUAGCAACUGGGAAGUCUGAUCGAAUUUUGGGUACUCGUCGGCUAAUAAAUUGUAUGCGAUUGAAAUUCACCGUGAAACCGACUGCUGAAACUCGAUUUUGAAUUCAACAUUUUCACUGCAUAAUUUCAGGCGCAAUAUUUUUUGGCAAUUGAUUUUGUGAACACACUGUACCUAUUUGUUUUUCCUUUAUUUAUUUUGUUGACGAAAUGCCUAAAGAAAUUUAAUGUACAUACAUUUUUACAAUCGAAAAACAAAUAAAAAUAUAUGUAAGUAAAUCCGAAAAAUUGCAAGCAAGAACUGUGUAAUCAACUAUUAACCAUUCAAAAUUUCUUGUAUAACUAAUGAGUGCAAAAGUUGGACCUCUUUCACGCCUAUAUAAUGGUAUAAUUGGAAUGGCAGAUAAAUUCGUACCAGGCCGUUGGCGUCCACUUUGGGAGCAUCCAGCAGGUCCAAAAACGAUAUUUUUCUGGGCGCCAUUGGGUAAAUGGGCUCUCGUCAUCGCUGGACUUGGAGACAUAGUAAAUCGUCCUGCACAUUUACUGUCAAUCAAUCAAUGCGCGGUCUUAGCUACAACUGGCCUAAUUUGGUCCCGUUACUCACUGGUCAUUAUUCCAAAAAAUUGGUCAUUAUUUUCAGUAAAUAUUUUUGUCGCAGCUACUCAAGCAUAUCAAAUUGCACGUGCUUGGCAAUACCAACAAAGUUUGAAAAAUAAAACUGAUUAAAAACCAUAUGGAAUUCAGUAAAAUCAGGAACGUCAAUCGAAUAAAAAAUUUGGCCAGUUCCGUUACAAACGGUUUU